AUGGUUGAUGUAAGUCUUGUCGGCCUCUCCGUGGCCCUCGCGCGCAAGUCACAGGCUGACAGAGAUAGGAUCGUACAUAUCGUUGGCAUUCUGUUCUUUGCUAAAGGCUUUCUUCUCACCCGACUCGUUUUGGACAACAAAUCCGAAUGUCGAGUGCUUCCAUCUGACCAACCUUCUCGAGAAACUAAUGGAUGCUGGCAUCCAAAGUCAUUCGACCGGGCUGUCAUCAUAAUAAUUGAUGCUUUACGAUAUGAUUUCACCAUUCCUUCCCACCGUUUCUAUACCGAACCUCAGAAAAAGUUUUAUCUCGACAAUUUGCCGAUUCUACACGAGACCGCCGUUUCCAACCCUGCCAAUGCAAUCCUGCUUCCAUUUAUCGCCGAUCCUCCAACCAGCACCCUCCAACGUUUGAAGGGUCUGACAACUGGCACUCUUCCUACCUUUAUAGACAUUGGUUCAAAUUUUGCGGGUACAGCUAUCGAAGAAGAUAAUAUCGUUUCUCAAUUAAAAGAUGCCGGAAAGACAAUUGUACAACUUGGAGAUGAUACAUGGCAUUCUCUGUUUCCUGGAUAUUUUGAUCCGAACAUGACACAACCGUAUGACUCUUUCAAUGUGUGGGACCUGCAUACCGUCGACAAUGGGGUUAUCGAACAUGUUAUGCCUUUGCUUGACCAGUCGCCGGUGCAGUGGGAUGUCAUUUUCGGUCAUUUCCUUGGAGUCGAUCACGCAGGUCACCGGUACGGUCCAGAUCAUCCCGCGAUGGCCGAAAAGCUUCGCCAGAUGGAUGAUGUUAUUCGACAAAUGAUGGAGAAGAUCGACGACCAAACGUUGCUCGUGAUCAUGGGCGACCAUGGCAUGGACACCAAAGGGGACCAUGGUGGAGAGUCCGACGACGAAAUUGAAGCAGCCCUUUGGAUGUAUUCCAAAAAGCCUCGUUUCGGAAGAAUCGACGGUGCCAGCGCCCUGCCUCCGGCCAAAGCAAAGGAGCGACCAGUCGGCCAAAUUGAUCUAGUCUCGACGCUUUCAAUCUUACUUGGUCUCCCUAUCCCAUUUAAUAACCUCGGCAAGCCAAUUGCUGAAGCUUUUGCAGGGGCGGGGACAACAGACUGGGAAAAUUUGGCCAAAGUGGAGCAACUGGCACAGAGGCAGAUCUCAAGAUAUCAAAAAUAUUAUACCCGUUCGCGAGACUUGGGGCUGCCCGAUGAAGUGUACGCGAACCAAAAUCAGUAUGUGAUCAACUCAAUAGAAGCUACAGCACAUGGCAAGUGGAAGGAUGUGCAUUAUGCCAUUGUCAACUGGCAUCGAGAGAUGAUUUCCAUGUACAGACAAUUGUGGGCCAAUUUCAACUUGAAAGAUAUGUUGCUGGGUGUUCUGCUUUCUGGCCUCGGACUCGGCCUCCUGUUCCUAUUUUCCUGCUUCUUGGAAGGAGAUAAAGCUGGACUGGCUGCGCAUCUGACCAAAAGCGCCGGACUGGGCUCAGCUACGGGUGCUGCGGUUGGCGGGCUGGUUGGAUUUCUCUGGCCCGCACACUACACUGUCGUGACUGGUCUCAUAUUUGGAGCCGGCAUCGGUGGCAUCUUUGCCGCUGGCUCCUGGUCUUGUCGACACCUUUUCGCUCCAAAGUCGUACCUACCAUCUGCAUGGGGAUGGUUAUCCUUCACCUUCUGCGUGGCACAAUCGUCGGGGUUCGCAUCGAACUCCUACACCAUUCAUGAAGACACCAUUCUCCUCUUUUUCCUGAGUUCGUUUGGGAUUGCGUCUUUAAUGUCUUCGUUACGACAAGCAUCCACACCUGAUCGAGUAUUAGGCACUUACCAAUCGGUGGUGUUCAUACUCCUCGCUCGAGCCGCAUCAUUCUCGCGCCUGUGUCGGGAAGAGCAGAUGCCAGGUUGUCGUUCCAGCUUUUAUGCUUCCACAAACUCAUCAACUUCAGCCCCAUGGCAGCUUCUCAUUCCCUACACCGUGGCUCUGAUCAUACCGGAGAUCAUCAAGGCGUUCUACAAGGGCACUGCAUCGUAUGCAGGAUCGGCCGUUUUUUGGAUCGGCUUCAGUGUGCGCAUGGGCUUGUUGCUCAUUGCUGCCUAUUGGACGAUAGAUGCUGCGGACAAUGGCGAUUGGCUGCUGGAGCGGUUCUCAUCAGCAACGCUCAAGACAGCCAACAUCACCCUGGCCCGGUGUGCCCUGGCGGUCGCAAUUCCUAUUGGGAUAGGUACUUUUGUGUGGGCAAAGCCCUGCAUCGACAUCUCGAUUACCGAGCCGACCACUGCCGCCGAAGAAUCUGGCGCCCGUGGUCGGCCACAGUUGGCGGUAUUCGGUUAUGCCAACGUCUUUGGCAGCCGCUACUUUGUUAUGAUUCCGAUUCUUGUCCUCACAGUUUCACUCCUUCUGCCACCUAUGGGUCAGUUUUCUAUCGCCGUUCUCACCUGGCAGAUUCUAUGCCUGCUUGAAAUCCUGGAUACCAAUGGGCUUAUAAUUUCCUCGACACGCAAAUCCAGCAUUGGACCAAUUAUGCUCGCGAUCCUGGGGUCCUACCAUUUCUUCAAGACCGGGCACCAGGCGACUUUGGCGUCGAUUCAAUGGAACUCGGCCUUCGUCCCGUUGCGCACGAUUCAAUAUCCUUGGUCUCCGCUUCUGGUCGUACUCAAUACCUUUGGGGCUCAAAUCAUCUGCGCAGCAGCGGUGCCGUUGACGGUUCUCUGGAAGAGGCCGAUCGACAAGGCAGGCUUACGUGGGUUGUGGAACGAUGUGCUCCGGGCUUGUCUUAUGCAUGCUCUGUACUAUGCGACCAUUCAGCUUGCGACGACACUGUGGGCAGGGCACCUACGACGACAUCUGAUGUUGUACAGAGUGUUCAUGCCUCGCUAUCUGAUGGCCAACGGAGUGCUGCUCAUUGUGGAUGUGGUGCUGGCUCUCGUAGCCUUAGGCAGCGUUAGGGUUGUCGGGCUCAGCGUUGGGGAGGUGUUUGGCUAUUGA
Messenger RNA from Cladophialophora psammophila CBS 110553, 2973 nucleotides. Its product is annotated as phosphatidylinositol glycan, class O. Gene Ontology annotation, cellular component: endoplasmic reticulum membrane. Gene Ontology annotation, molecular function: mannose-ethanolamine phosphotransferase activity. Lineage: Eukaryota; Fungi; Ascomycota; Eurotiomycetes; Chaetothyriales; Herpotrichiellaceae. Gene Ontology annotation, biological process: GPI anchor biosynthetic process. The record is from RefSeq and is a predicted model, not a curated record. The transcript has a single exon. The coding region runs from base 1 to 2973 and encodes 990 amino acids.